Molecule: messenger RNA, 1701 nt
Organism: Peromyscus leucopus (white-footed mouse)
Lineage: Eukaryota; Metazoa; Chordata; Mammalia; Rodentia; Cricetidae
Gene: Hoxb8
Product: homeobox B8
Exons: 2
Coding region: 70-807 (245 amino acids)
Biological process (GO): regulation of transcription by RNA polymerase II
Cellular component (GO): nucleus
Molecular function (GO): RNA polymerase II transcription regulatory region sequence-specific DNA binding; DNA-binding transcription factor activity, RNA polymerase II-specific
Source: RefSeq, a predicted model, not a curated record
UCCCCCCCCCCUCCCCAACAGCCCCCAACUACAGCCUGCGCCGCCGCCGCCGCCUCAAAAUUCAAUAAAAUGAGCUCUUAUUUCGUCAACUCACUGUUCUCCAAAUACAAAACCGGGGAGUCCCUGCGCCCCAAUUAUUAUGACUGCGGCUUCGCCCAGGACCUGGGCGGCCGACCCACCGUGGUGUACGGUCCCAGCAGCGGCGGCAGCUUCCAGCACCCGUCGCAAAUCCAGGAGUUCUACCACGGGCCAUCGUCGCUGUCCACGGCUCCCUACCAGCAGAACCCGUGUGCCGUGGCGUGCCACGGGGACCCCGGCAACUUCUACGGCUACGACCCGCUGCAGCGCCAGAGCCUGUUCGGUGCGCAGGAUCCAGACCUGGUGCAGUACGCAGACUGCAAGCUCGCGGCCGCCAGCGGCCUGGGCGAGGAGGCCGAGGGGUCUGAGCAGAGCCCGUCGCCCACACAGCUCUUUCCCUGGAUGCGCCCUCAAGCAGCCGCCGGACGCAGGCGAGGCCGCCAGACCUACAGCCGCUACCAGACCCUGGAGCUGGAGAAGGAGUUCCUAUUUAAUCCCUAUCUGACUCGCAAGCGGAGGAUCGAGGUAUCGCACGCGCUGGGACUAACAGAGAGACAGGUCAAAAUCUGGUUCCAGAACCGGAGGAUGAAGUGGAAAAAAGAGAAUAACAAAGACAAGUUCCCCAGCAGUAAGUGCGAGCAGGAGGAGCUGGAGAAAGAGAAGCUGGAGCGGGCGCCAGAGACCGCCGGCGAGCAGGGCGAUGCGCAGCAGAAGGCCGACAAGAAGUAGGCUCCAGCUUGGGACUGCUUGGGCCGGGGCUUGCCCGCACGUCCGCCGGUCCCUCCCGCGACCACACCGCCGCCGCCGCCGCCGCCGCCGCCGCCCGCUCCCCCGCCUCCGAGUGCUCCGGCCCCGGCCCGCGAGCGGAGCCAGGAGCUGGGCCUCCACCGCAGCGUCCCCCGCCGCGCCAGUCCCCGCUAGUGGUAGUAUCUCGUAAUAGCUUCUGUGUGUGAGCUACCGUGGAUCUCCUUCCCUUCUCUUGGGGGCCAGGGGGGGGGACGACAAAAAAAAAGGAUUUUAAACAAGGACUCCCUCGCCUUGCGAGGGUGAGCGACUGCUGCCUGCCAGAGCCCCCCUCGCCCCCACCCCAUGUAAAAAAUCCUCCUUGUGCAAUGGUCUUUUUUUUCCUUUGAACGUGAUUCUUUGUAAUGACCAAGGUACCGAUUUCUGCGAAGUUCUCCCAACAACAUGAAACUGCCUAUUCACGCCGUAAUUCUUUCUGUCUCCCUCUCACUUUCUCUCUCUCCUCUCUCUUUCUCUCUCUCUCUUCCACCGCGUCCUCAUCUUUCCUCGCAACCCCGCUCCCCGCUGCCCUCCCUGGCUCGCUGGCUUUCUCUCUUGCUUCUCUCUUUUUCCUCCUGUCCCCCCCCCUUCCUUUGGUUUGACAAUUUUGUCUUAAGUGUUUCUCAAAAGAGAUUACUUUAGUUAGCAUGCGCGCUGUGAGCAAUUGUUAAAAGUGUUCUUAGGUUUGCUGUGAAGAGAAUGUAUCCUGUAUCCGUGAAUUGCUUUAUUGGGGGGAGGGAGGGCUAAUUAUAUAUUUUGUUGUUCCUCUAUACUUUGUUCUGUUGUCUGCGCCUGAAAAGGGCGGAAGAGUUACAAUAAAGUUUACAAGCGAGAACCCGA